Molecule: messenger RNA, 1205 nt
Organism: Podospora pseudopauciseta
Lineage: Eukaryota; Fungi; Ascomycota; Sordariomycetes; Sordariales; Podosporaceae
Gene: IDI1
Product: isopentenyl-diphosphate delta-isomerase idi1
Exons: 3
Coding region: 146-916 (256 amino acids)
Biological process (GO): isoprenoid biosynthetic process; isopentenyl diphosphate biosynthetic process
Cellular component (GO): cytoplasm
Molecular function (GO): isopentenyl-diphosphate delta-isomerase activity
Source: RefSeq, a predicted model, not a curated record
CCCACUUUAAAUUGCAGCUGUGUUGACCCUUAUCGUGGACUUGUUGAGGAACCUUAAUUCCUUCCAAUAUAACUUGCGCCCAAACCCUCUGUCUACCACCCGUGACGCGCUCCUAACCUCACCCACUUCAUCUAUACCGCCCACCAUGUCUGUCACCACCAUCGAGACCCAGACGCGCAGCGUCCCCAUCACAGCCGAGACCAUCCUUAGCCUGUUCCCCGAUAUCGACACCAGCGGCGAGGCGCUCGAAGGCCACGAUGAGGAGCAGAUCCGCUUGAUGGACGAGGUCUGCAUCGUGACAGACGAGAAUGAUAUGCCGAUCGGAACUGCCAGCAAGAAGCUCUGCCACCUCAUGACGAACAUCGACAAGGGACUCUUGCACCGCGCCUUCUCCGUCUUCCUAUUCAACGACAAGAACGAGCUGCUUCUUCAACAGCGUGCCUCCGAGAAGAUUACCUUCCCGGACAUGUGGACCAAUACCUGCUGCUCGCACCCGCUGCACAUGGCGAGCGAGACCGGGUCCAACCUGGAGGACUCUGUUUUGGGCGUCAAGAAUGCUGCGCGACGGAAGUUGGACCACGAAUUGGGCAUCAAGAAGGAGCAGGUCCCCCUGGAGGACUUUCACUUCCUGACACGCAUUCACUACAAGGCGCCAAGCGACGGGAAAUGGGGCGAGCACGAGAUCGACUACAUUCUCUUCAUCAAGGCCAAUGUCGAUCUUAACCCCAGCCCGAACGAGGUCAAGGACGUACAGUAUGUCUCUGCCGAGAAGCUGAAGCAGCUCUUUGAGGAUCCAUCCCUAAAGUUCACGCCUUGGUUCAAGCUGAUCUGCAACUCGAUGUUGUUUGAGUGGUGGGCGAACUUGGACACCGGGCUCGACAAGUACAAGAACGAGCAGGAGAUCCGCCGCAUGUAGUGGACGGGAUCGGAAUUGGGAUUACACAGCAAAAUACAGCAAAAGAAAAGUGCAGUUUUUCGAGACGUUGGCCGUCCGAUUGGUUUCCGCUUUUUAUGCCUAAGAUAUCCGCUCUCUGCUUUGUUUGGACCGGUGACUUAUAAAGCCGGGCAGAGAGCCGCUUGCUUCCUUUUUCAGCACCUUGCAUACACAACACUGGUAGUGUUACUUAAUCGCAGAGCAAUUGCUUUGGGGAGGCUAGGGUGGGGGGUUUCUACCAAAAUAAUAAUCAGAAGAACUAUUUUCCUGU